ACAACAUACGAGCAAGAUGAUCUGAGCAUUGAGUAUUAUAUAAAAGGCAGAAGAAUAUCUCCAAAGCAUUACGUCUAAAUCCAGAAGCCAACCAAGCAGCCAACAUGAAGUUCGCAUUUGCCUUCGUCCUGAUCGCUUUGUUCGCGGUGUUCGCCGUUUCCCAGGCACUGCCCCAGCCUGAGGAGGCCGCCGCUUCCAGCAACGAUGGAGCCAGCGCCAAUACCAAGAUCGUGCUGGAGCUUACCCCGGAGGAGGCCGCCGCAAUCGAGGCAAUGGGAGGUCGUGGAUUCUGGUCAAAAUUGUGGAGUGGCGUCAAAACGGCCAUCACUGUUGGUUGUCAGCUGACCAACUGUAUGGGAUGAAGAUAGUUAGUGUUA
Messenger RNA from Anopheles coluzzii, 377 nucleotides. RefSeq lists its product as uncharacterized. The coding region runs from base 105 to 362 and encodes 85 amino acids. The record is from RefSeq and is a predicted model, not a curated record. NCBI's taxonomy places the organism in Eukaryota, Metazoa, Arthropoda, Insecta, Diptera, Culicidae. The transcript has a single exon.